Zingiber officinale is the source of this 2157-nucleotide messenger RNA. RefSeq names its product protein CHUP1, chloroplastic-like. Gene Ontology annotation, cellular component: chloroplast outer membrane. Gene Ontology annotation, biological process: chloroplast organization. The record is from RefSeq and is a predicted model, not a curated record. Bases 104 to 2071 code for a protein of 655 amino acids. The transcript has 6 exons. NCBI's taxonomy places the organism in Eukaryota, Viridiplantae, Streptophyta, Magnoliopsida, Zingiberales, Zingiberaceae.
AUAGCCUAAAAAGCCGAACUCCGUGCUCACAGCAUCGAGUACGAAGCAGAGGAAAGCAUUGCAAUAUAUAGAAAGCCAAAAGCAAACGAAGAAGACAGUUGCCAUGAUCGCCGGCAAGGUGAAGGCCGCCAUGGGGUUCCACCGCAGCCCCGCCACGCCCAAGGCCGAGGCUACUCGCCGGUCCUCCUCAACCUCUACAUCCCAUAAGCUCUCUCCCGGGACCGCCGGGCACCAGGCACCGCCGACUCCGCUUCCGUCCCUCAACCCCAAAACUGCCGCCGCAUUCGCUCGCUCCUUCGGCGUUUACUUCCCACGCACCUCUGCUCAAGUGCAGCCCCGUCCGCCUGAGGUCGCCGAUUUGCUACGCCUCGUGGAGGAGCUCCACGAGAGGGAGUCGCGCCUCCGCACCCAGAUCCUGGAGCAGAAGCUACUCCAGGAGACCGUCGCUAUCGUCCCCUUCCUCGAGAAGGAGAUAGCGGACAAGGCGGACGAGCUCGCUCGGGCUCGCGACCGGAUCGAGCGUCUAGAGGAGAAGAAUUGCACGCUGCGCGACGAGAUCGCGGGCUUAAGUUCUAAGCUGCGUAGCAGCGAAGAGGAGAACCAACAUAGGGAGAAGAAGAUUUCGGACCUAGAGGCCGAGUUGGACAAGCUGAGGAAGGUGACUUUGGAGCAAAGCAAUCGCGAGUCACAGGCUUUGGUGGGAGGAGCGAUCGACGAGCGCUCGUCAUCUCAGCAGUUUCAAGGGCUUAUCGACGCCUCCGCGAGGUCGAAUCUCCUCAGGAACUUGCGAAAAGCUUCCAAAUGCGCUGACAUUGUCGGUCCAAGUCACGACGACCAAAAAUGCGAGAGCAGAACUGAGAAGGCGGAUGAAGCGGAAACCAAAGGGGCGCAUCGGCAACCUCACAGCCUUGAGAAAGAAGACGUCUUGAAGCCUCGAGUUGCUAGAGUUCCAAAACCACCUCCUACGCGUAACAUCUCCGCCUCGAAGACAUCUUCUUCGUCUUUCCUCUCGGAGACCAUAUCUGGUGUGGCGAUAAGCAAAACCCUCAAAUUAGCGGAACUCCUCCCGCCGAUUCCACCACCUGCGGGUCCCACUCGUAAUGACGGAGACCGACCACCUCCACCUCCACCUCCACCUCCGCUGCCGUCAAAGGGGUCCAGGUCGACAUCGGGAUGCGUGAGGCGAGUGCCGGAGGUGGUGGAAUUCUACCAUUCCCUGAUGCGGCGAGAUUCUAAGAAGGAGUCGAGCUGCGGAGGCCCUGAAGUAGCCCCCAUUUCCGUCGCUUCCAAUACACGCAACAUGAUCGGCGAAAUAGAAAACCGUUCUGCCCACCUUCUCGCUAUAAAGACAGACGUAGAGACGCAAGGCGACUUCAUUAGGUUCUUAAUUAAAGAAGUUGAUCACGCGGUCUUCACCGACAUCGAAGACGUCGUCGCCUUCGUCAAAUGGCUCGACGACGAGCUCUCCUUCCUUGUGGACGAGAGAGCGGUGCUGAAGCACUUCGAGUGGCCUGAGCACAAGGCGGACGCAAUGCGCGAAGCGGCCUUCGGCUACUGCGACCUCAAGAAGUUAGAGUCCGAGGCGUCGUCUUUUUGCGACGACACUCGGCAGCCCUGUGUUUCCUCUCUUAAGAAGAUGCAGGCGCUGCUGGAAAAGUUGGAGCAAGGCGUUUACAACCUAUCACGUGUUCGAGAGAAUGCCGCAGAGCGAUACAAGACGUUUGGUAUUCCUUGGGAAUGGAUGCAGGACUGCGGAUGCGUUUCCCAGAUCAAGUUAGCAUCAGUGAAGUUGGCAAUGAAAUACAUGAAGAGAGUUUCCACUGAGCUGGAGGUUAUCGGAGGUAGCUCCGAAGAAGAAGAGCUCAUGCUUCAGUGUGUUCGAUUUGCCUUCAGAGUACACCAGUUUGCUGGAGGUUUUGAUGCUGAGACAAUGAGAGCAUUUCAAGAGCUCAAGGACAAAGCUAACACCCUACAUCUACAACGGCUGAAUCGCAACCAGCCCAAGGUCUACUGCAGGUUCACAUCUUGCCAAGGUUCACAACCAAGCAACCACUUGUGUAAAGUAGACUAAAUCCAUUUGAUUGAUACCUUAACCAUUCUAUAGACAUUACUGGAAACCUUAUACCACAAUAGUGAAGCUCUAAUUAUUUCAGACUA